This is a messenger RNA of Camellia sinensis, 711 nucleotides long. The record is from RefSeq and is a predicted model, not a curated record. NCBI's taxonomy places the organism in Eukaryota, Viridiplantae, Streptophyta, Magnoliopsida, Ericales, Theaceae.
UUGAAUUCUUUUUUAUCAGUAAUAUUUGUGCUUGAAAUAAGUGUAAAUGAAUGGGAAAUUGGUAAUGGAACAGAUGUGUUUAACAACUUUAAGGCUAAGAACGGAAAGUUCAAACCAGAACUAAAUGCAGAUAUGAGAGGGUUGAUGAGUUUGUAUGAAGCUUCACAGCUAAGCAUAGAAGGAGAAGACAUUCUUGAUCAAGCCGCAGACUUUAGUACCCGAGUCCUUAACGGGUUGAUGCCACAUCUUUCUCAUCAUCAAGCUCGAGUUGUCAGCAACACACUGGGAAAUCCCCAUCACAAGAGCCUAGCAAGGUUCAUGGCAAGAGAUUUCCUUAGUGAUUACACGAACCCAAGUGAAUGGGAAAAUGUCUUGCAAGAACUGGCGAAAAUGGAUUUUAACAUGGUUCAAUUCACACACCAAAAAGAAAUACUUCAAGUAUCAAAGUGGUGGAAAGACACGGGUUUGGCGAGUGAACUGAAGUUCGCUAGAGACCAACCUCUAAAAUGGUACAUGUGGCCUAUGGCAGCCCUCACAGAUCCAAGGUUCUCAGAGCAAAGAGUUGAGCUCACAAAACCCAUCUCUUUCAUCUACUUAAUAGAUGAUAUUUUUGAUGUUUAUGGGACACUUGAAGAACUCACUCUCUUCACAGAAGUUGUCAAUAGAUGGGAACUUGGUUUAAGUAUUCGUAUUCAUACAUUGAGCCAUUAA